Aricia agestis (brown argus) is the source of this 1440-nucleotide messenger RNA. RefSeq names its product ras-related GTP-binding protein A (gene RagA-B). The record is from RefSeq and is a predicted model, not a curated record. NCBI's taxonomy places the organism in Eukaryota, Metazoa, Arthropoda, Insecta, Lepidoptera, Lycaenidae. Gene Ontology annotation, cellular component: nucleus; Gtr1-Gtr2 GTPase complex; lysosome. Gene Ontology annotation, biological process: cellular response to starvation; positive regulation of TOR signaling; regulation of autophagy. The transcript has 7 exons. Gene Ontology annotation, molecular function: GTP binding; GTPase activity. Bases 230 to 1153 code for a protein of 307 amino acids.
CUUUGUGAUUGUGUGUCAUUGAGAUGUGAGAUUUUACUAUAAAUUUGAGCAGAAUAUUUCACAUUUAUCCUAUUUUUGGAACUAUUCCAACCAUUUUAAGCAUAUCCAAUAUAAACCAUUCAUCCCUGUGUUUCAGAACAUAAAAGAAAUUAUAUUAAAAAUCCAAAAUUGUUUAUCAGUAAUCCGCAGUUUAAUCGAGUUUACUUCGCAUAUUGAAUAAAUAACCAAAAUGAAGAAAAAGGUCCUCUUGAUGGGUAAAAGUGGGUCUGGAAAGACCAGUAUGAGAUCUAUCAUAUUCGCAAAUUAUAUAGCGAGAGAUACGAGAAGACUAGGAGCUACAAUUGAUGUAGAACAUUCUCAUGUCCGUUUUCUUGGGAAUUUGGUGUUAAAUCUCUGGGACUGUGGAGGGCAGGAGGCUUUCAUGGAGAACUACUUUGCAUCACAACGAGACAACAUAUUCAGGAAUGUGGAGGUGCUCAUAUAUGUGUUUGACGUUGAGAGCAGAGAGAUGGAGAAGGACAUGCAUUACUACCAGUCCUGUUUAGAAGCAAUACUACAGAACUCUCCAGAAGCACGAAUAUUCUGUCUAGUACACAAAAUGGAUCUUGUGUCAGAGGAGCGAAGAGAGGAGAUUUUCCGGGCUCGGGAGGAGGAUCUCAAACGGCUCUCUAAACCACUAGAAUGUACCUGCUUUAGAACUAGUAUAUGGGAUGAAACCCUUUAUAAGGCGUGGUCGAGUAUAGUGUACAAACUAAUACCCAAUGUCAAAGCAUUAGAGUCAUCCCUGAAACAGUUUGCUACCAUUGUGGAUGCUGAUGAGGUGCUGCUGUUCGAGCGCGCAACAUUCCUGGUGGUGUCUCACUACCAGCGACGGCCGCACCGCGACGCGCACCGCUUCGAGAAGGUGUCCAACAUCGUCAAGCAGUUCAAGCUGUCCUGCUCUAAGCUCGCCGCGCAGUUCCAGAGCAUGGAGGUGAGAAACAGCGUGUUCGCGGCGUUCAUAGACGGGUUCACGAGCAACACCUACGUCAUGGUGGAGAUGUCCGACCCCAAGAUACCGUCGGAGGCGACGCUCAUCAACAUCCGGAACGCCAGAAAACACUUCGAGAAACUAGAGAAGGUGUCCUCGAACGCGCCCAGCCAGUAUCAAUGAAGAUGCAUGUUUUGUUCCCGCAAAGAAAUAUCAUCAGAGAAAUGAGGGUCUAUCGUGUCAAUUGUCGUUGCUUUCAUAUAUCACGAUAUAGCUGUCGUAUGUCUGUCUGAACUCUGACACGAUAUUUGACACGAAAGAACGUCGCUUUGGUGGCAAAUGAUAUAUCGAAAACCCGCAUUAAUUCGUGGGUAGAUGGUAGGCCCACGUUUAAUUAGGUCGAGCUAUGUCAAGCCAAUGCUAGUUCGACAAGGCUGUUUAUGAACGUGGCGAGAAAAGGAACUAACGCU